AUGUUCGACAUGAUAGACCUGAACGCGGAGAUCGAGAAGGCGAAGAGCACACUGGGUGCGGCCGACUCGAUAUUCCAGCGCCACGCGUUGCGCUUCGACAACGAGGUGGACGAGAACGACGAGAGCCUCACCCUGUCCCAGCGGAUGGAGCGCGCCCGGAAAGUCGCCGCCCAGGAGGUGCCCGACCCAAAGCAGCCAACCGUCAAGUGGAUGAAGCUCGUCCCGGUCGAGCAGCCGGCCAACGGCGAGGCCCCAGCCCAACUCCAGAAGCCCAGGACUACGCUGGCCGACAACCCGUACGAGGGGCCCGAACCACCACGCCGCAAACGCAGCUACUCCAAGCGCAAGAAGAGCGUCUCCUUCUAGAUCUCGGAGCUUCGACUCAUCCUGUCACUCCAAAUUGUCGUUACUUGUUCAUUUUCGUUUCUUUUUUUUUUCUUUUUCUUCUUUUCUUCGGUCACUACGGCGAAAUUCACCCGCACUUUCUCUCGAUUUGGGACUACAUUUUUGCUUGAUGAUGGUUUUUUUUUUUUGGGGGGGGGGUACUUGACCGGUUUUCGCACUAUUUCUCUCCGAUACGUUGUGGUUUAUUUUUCAAUCGCUUUUUAACCGGUAAUUUUUAAAUACUUUUCGGCGUCUCUAUAACAAGUUUAAUAUUCGUAGUUUAAAAAGUUAUGAUGAUAAAAAAAUAAAAUAAAAUAAAAUAAAUAGACAAA
Copidosoma floridanum is the source of this 716-nucleotide messenger RNA. RefSeq lists its product as uncharacterized. The record is from RefSeq and is a predicted model, not a curated record. Lineage: Eukaryota; Metazoa; Arthropoda; Insecta; Hymenoptera; Encyrtidae.